AUGGCUUCUGGUAUCACCAAAUUGGCUGUAGGUCAUCCUUUUGAUACCGUCAAGAUUCGCAUGCAAACUACAACAAAAGCAGACGGUCGAUUCAAAGGUCCUUUAGAUUGCUUUCUUAAAACUGUACGACAAGAAGGUCCUCGUGCUUUAUACAAAGGAGCUACACCUCCCUUAGUUCAUAAUAAUGGCGUGUUCGGUCUUUGGCAAGGAUUAUUACCCACCAUGCUAUUCCGAAGUUGGUUCUUUUUAUUCUGGAGUUCCUACGAAGUAUUCACUAGAGAGUUGAAAAAGACAAAGCUAUCCGAUGGAACCGUUACCUUUAUUGCGGGAGGACUCAGUGCUACUGUAUUUUGGAUGGGGGCAUUUCCUGCAGACACGGUGAAAAAUAGGUACAUGACACAACCUGACGUAUCGCCCAAAAAGUUUCCAACACCUACGUCGAUCGCACGUCAUAUUUAUCAUACCGAAGGUUUCAAGGGUUUCUACAGAGGUUUUUUACCUUCCUUUUUACGUGCUUUUCCUACAAAUGCUUCUGCUGUCUUUAUACUCUUAUUUGCAGUUCCCAAAAAGGGACGUCUUUACGAACAAUGUAUCUCACUUUUAGCAGGAGCCGAUAUUCACUUUAACCGUCGUUCACGUCAAGACAUUGCUCUCAGCACCAAUUUACCCAUUGCCCUCAUCUUUUUACCUGCAGCCGAUAUCCCCAAGUACGUCGCCGAAGGUAACGUUGACCUGGGCAUCUCGGGUCAAGACAUGAUUGUCGAAAACGAGGUUCAAGACAAAGUGACAGAAAUCAUGGAACUCGGAUUCGGUAAAUGUCGUUUGUGCGUUCAAGUCCCUGUCAAGGGCCCUUAUCAAACCGUCGAACAAUUGGCCGGUAAACGUAUCGUCACUAGUUUUGAUGCCUUUGCCAGAACUGUCUUUGGUCCUAUCGAUCAAGCUGCCAACAAGAAAACAACCAUUAAUUAUGUCUCGGGUUCCGUAGAAGCCGCUUGCGCUUUAGGCCUCGCCGAUGGCAUCAUCGAUCUUGUGGAGUCUGGAGAGACAAUGCGUGCAGCAGGUCUUCAUGAUAUUCAUACCUUAUUGGAAACCCAGUCUGUUUUGAUGUCCAAUAAACACUCUCAACACCAAGACUUGAUUGAAAAGAUCACAUCCCGUAUGCGCGGUGUGAUCACCGCUAGCAAGUAUGUCUUGUGUACAUACAAUGUGGAACGCACCAAUUUGGCUAGUGCCACUGCCAUCACACCCGGUCGUCAAGCUCCCACCGUCUCUUCAUUGGACUCUCAUGAAGGUUGGGUGGCUGUCUCUGCCAUGAUUGAAAAGAAGCAAAAGGGCGAUAUCAUGGAUCGUUUAUCUGAAGUCGGUGCUACCGAUAUUAUGGUCAUGGCAUUCACCAACUGCAGAGUUUAG
Messenger RNA from Mucor mucedo, 1410 nucleotides. RefSeq lists its product as uncharacterized. Bases 1 to 1410 code for a protein of 469 amino acids. The record is from RefSeq and is a predicted model, not a curated record. Gene Ontology annotation, biological process: L-histidine biosynthetic process. Gene Ontology annotation, cellular component: cytoplasm. Gene Ontology annotation, molecular function: magnesium ion binding; ATP phosphoribosyltransferase activity. The transcript is spliced from 6 exons. NCBI's taxonomy places the organism in Eukaryota, Fungi, Mucoromycota, Mucoromycetes, Mucorales, Mucoraceae.